GUGAUUCGGAAACCAGGAAAUUGAAAGAGCCUGACUGAGAGAAGAGGGAGUGCAAAGCAAUAGACACAUCUAACAUUUAUUUAGAACCCGCUUCGCCUGGGACGCAAGAGCUGUCAUCUGCCGGAGCUCAUUAUGCAUGCAGCUGAAGCAGAGCCUGAUUGGAUGUAGUAGGACCUAAGGCGAGGGGGAGAGGGAGUGGGAAGAGAGUUCUGCUCUCCGCACUGAAAUGUAAACACUGGAAAGGGAGAGGGAGUAUAACGCCUUUAUGCUCUGAAGAGUGAGCGGCUGGCUCUGGGCUCCUAUGGCUCCAGCGACAUACCUCCUGCAGGUCUAGCUGUGCCCAGCUUGAUGAACAGAAGCAGACACUUCAGAGGAUCUCUGGCCUGUGGAUAUAAAUAGGGGACAAUUAGGAUGGUCUAGCUUUCCCCGGUGGCGCCACAGCUCCUUCGUGUUCCACGCCGCAGCUGGGACACAGCAAUGGACAUGAGCAUGAAGAAGUUCACAGUGCGUCGGUUCUUCUCAGUCUAUCUCCGCAAGAAGUCUCGGUCAAAGAGCUCAAGCCUAAGUAGAUUUGAGGAAGAAGGUAUCGUGAAGGAAAUAGAUAUCAGUCAUCAUGUGAAGGAAGGUUUUGAAAAAGCAGAUCCCUCUCAGUUUGAGCUGCUGAAAGUAUUAGGACAAGGUUCAUAUGGGAAGGUAUUUCUAGUGAGGAAGAUCAAAGGAUCUGAUGCAGGUCAGCUUUAUGCCAUGAAAGUACUUAAGAAGGCAACUCUGAAAGUUCGGGAUCGGGUACGAUCAAAAAUGGAGAGAGAUAUUUUGGCAGAAGUGAAUCAUCCUUUUAUAGUCAAGCUUCAUUAUGCAUUUCAAACAGAGGGAAAGUUGUAUCUAAUACUAGAUUUCCUGCGGGGAGGGGACCUUUUCACAAGACUCUCCAAAGAGGUGAUGUUUACAGAAGAGGAUGUCAAAUUCUACUUAGCUGAGCUGGCCUUGGCGUUAGACCACCUCCAUGGUCUUGGAAUUAUUUACAGGGAUCUAAAACCAGAAAACAUUCUUCUUGAUGAAGAGGGCCACAUUAAGAUAACAGAUUUUGGAUUGAGUAAAGAAGCCAUUGACCAUGACAAGAGAGCAUAUUCAUUCUGUGGGACGAUAGAAUAUAUGGCCCCAGAGGUGGUAAACCGACGAGGACACACACAGAGUGCUGAUUGGUGGUCUUUUGGUGUACUCAUGUUUGAGAUGCUGACGGGAUCGUUACCCUUCCAAGGAAAAGACAGAAAGGAGACAAUGGCACUCAUUCUCAAAGCCAAGCUGGGAAUGCCGCAGUUCUUGAGCACAGAAGCCCAGAGCCUGCUUCGAGCCCUCUUCAAAAGAAACCCCUCCAACAGAUUAGGUGCUGGAUUUGAUGGAGUGGAAGAAAUUAAACGUCAUCCUUUCUUUAUUACUAUAGAUUGGAAUAAACUGUACAGGAAAGAAAUCAAGCCACCUUUCAAGCCUGCUGUGGGACGGCCAGAAGACACCUUUCAUUUUGAUCCAGAGUUCACAUCUCGGACCCCCACAGAUUCCCCAGGUGUUCCUCCAAGUGCCAAUGCUCAUCAUCUUUUCAGAGGGUUCAGCUUCAUUGCCUCUAAUUUGGUGCAGGAGCCUCCACAGCAAGAUGUGCACAAAAUCACCGUCCAUCCAAUUGUGCAGCAGUUACAUGGGAACAACAUUCACUUUACAGAUGGAUACGAGAUCAAGGAGGAUAUAGGAAUUGGUUCCUAUUCUGUGUGCAAGAGAUGUGUCCAUAAAGCUACAGAAACAGAGUUUGCAGUGAAGAUAAUUGAUAAGAGCAAGAGAGACCCUUCUGAAGAAAUUGAGAUCCUCUUGAGAUACGGACAGCAUCCAAACAUCAUUACACUUAAAGAUGUCUAUGAUGAUGGGAAAUAUGUGUACCUAGUGAUGGAGCUGAUGCGAGGAGGCGAGCUCCUGGACCGCAUUCUUCGGCAGAAGUGUUUCUCGGAGCGGGAGGCCAGUGCUGUGCUGUGCACCAUCACCAGGACUGUUGACUACCUGCACUCUCAGGGUGUGGUGCACCGAGAUCUCAAGCCAAGUAAUAUCCUCUACAUGGAUGAGUCGGGAAACCCAGACUCCAUCAGGAUCUGUGACUUUGGAUUUGCCAAGCAACUGAGAGCGGAGAAUGGGCUGCUCAUGACUCCUUGCUACACAGCCAACUUUGUUGCCCCUGAGGUCCUUAAGCGCCAAGGUUAUGAUGCAGCCUGUGACAUCUGGAGCUUGGGGAUCCUACUGUAUACCAUGUUGGCAGGAUUCACUCCUUUUGCAAAUGGACCAGAUGACACCCCGGAAGAAAUUCUGGCAAGGAUUGGCAGUGGCAAAUAUGCACUUACAGGAGGAAACUGGGAUUCAGUAUCUGAUAAUGCAAAGGACAUUGUGUCAAAGAUGCUUCAUGUAGACCCUCACCAGCGCCUCACAGCAGUCCAAGUCCUAAGACAUCCGUGGAUAGUGAACAGGGAGUAUCUGUCUCAAAACCAACUUAGUAGACAAGAUGUUCACCUGGUGAAGGGUGCAAUGGCAGCCACUUACUUUGCUUUAAACCGAGCACCUCAGGCACCGAGGCUGGAACCUGUAUUGUCCUCCAGUCUGGCUCAGCGACGAGGCAUGAAAAGACUUACCUCUACCAGGUUGUAGCAGAACCCUGAAAAGGCCUCUUUGAAAACCCACAUUUUAUUAUUUGCGAUAUUCACCUUUACUUGGCUAGAAGAACUUUUUUGGACAACCUGCACAUGAAAUCGCCAGAACUAGCAGAGGCCCAGCAUAAGGCAAAGUUUUCCUUUGCUCCAUCAUUUCUUUUACAUUCCAGCCAGGGUCCCAAGUUUAACAACUUCACAAAGAUGUGCCAAUUUUGCCAGUAGCUCUGUUUCCUUACUGAGAUAAAGCCAAAUAAAGUAGGUGUUCCAUCCUUCUCACCCUAGGAAAUACUAUUUUUGAGUCCUUAAGAUGUUCCGUAGGAACACUGUUUUCAUUUUGUUUCUCAAGAAAAGCACUUUUUUCUAUGAAGGACACAGUCGGGUUUGAAUGUUUUCAGCUGUUUCAGGAUGCAUCAUGAGAAAGUGGUUUGGCGGAUCAUGCGUAGACAUCUACUGAUCUCCAUUCAUCCCAGGAAGAGUGAAGGCUGCAGAGGCACAUGAGUAAUACCUUACUUGAAACAAGUGCUAUAUAACAUGAAGGAGAGAGAGCUGUCAGUGGUAAAAAUACCUUCUGAUAGCAAAAAAUCUUUUGCAUUUUGCACCUGCCCUCUAUGGAAUGAAGUCAACACUGCUCAAGGAGCACAUGCUACCAGCUCUGAAUUAUUUGGAGGUCUACAAGAGCAGAAAAUCUCUGAGAAACUUAGUCCUCUGAGGAGAUUAUUUCGUCUUAUGAGACUGUGGGAAAGCAUUCACAUAAUAUAGUGUGAGUACAAGCCUGUGAAUCAGGGUGGGGAAAGAUGUUUAGUCUCCACCAGCAAGCAUGAGGUUUGGGAGGAUGGGGGAGCUAGGAAACUGAGCAGAGGCAGGGAACGGCAUGGGUGACUUUGAGGACAGAAGGCAAAAAGACUUAUGGCAAUGUAGUGGGGAGUACUGCCGAAGAGAACUACUGUGCACGUGCUUAGGAGGCAAAUCACGACUCCCUUUAAAAGCAAGGGACUUCAGUGGCUGGUACAGAAGGAGGGUGGGUAACUGGGUUGGUGAAAGGCUGGGUGGGUCGGUGCAGCCAUCCUCCCACGCUGUCACCAAGUCUUCUCAUGGACACUGGCUCUGGCAGGCCACAGUGACAAUCUGGAGCAAGCGAGGCCAUUUCCAGUCAUUGAUCCCUGCCCUUCCCUGGCUGCUUACUCAAAUCUGCCUCAGUCAUCCAACAUUUCAUAUCCCUGCCUGGCUAUUCUGCUCUAGCAGAGCUGAACUCUUUGUGCUGCGUGUGUGCAGAGAGUGCCCACUUCUGAGGAGUUCACCUGUUACAAGCUUUAAUAAUGAUAAAUUAUGAGGAAAAUCAGGAGGAUGCUCUGCUUUUAUAUUUAUAUAAAUAUGUACAUGUGUAUUUAUAUACAUAUAAAACAAAAGUUCUGUGCCCUAAUACCUAGAUUUUCCAGGUUCAUGGAAAGAAAACACUGUUGAAAUGGUCUCAGCAAAAUGGACCUUUUGUCUCAUUCCCUGAUUUCAAAGAAAGUGAGGAAGGUUUAUGGGUGCUGGAUGUGAAGUGUUUUUUGAUUCUUUUCCUUGGCUUACGGUGGUCACAAGCUGACUAGGAUUCUUUGUACUGCUUUUGUUCAUUUUUGUUUUCCAGGUAAAUUUUGUGACCUCAGAAGCUUUGUGGGAAAAGCUAAUGUGCUAUGUUGGCUUUUUUUUUUCUGUUGUGAUGGGGGGAAAAAAGAAAAAUGUGAACAUGGAGCUUCAUAUGCUAGAGAUGGUAAUUUUUCCUUGCUGGGUAGUAUGUGCAUCUCAGCACUGAACUGGAAUUACCAGUUAAAUUGCCUCAAAACGUCCAAAGGAACAGGAGUUGCAUUUGCUAUAGCACUAUGCUUCCCAAAACUGUCUCUGUUCCCAUGUUGACUGAACUUUGUUUGUUUGCAUUAUUCUAUUUUUAAAUUUAAAUUUAUUCUUAAUAAUUUAAACUGAUAUUUAAUGUUCAGGUUUAUGUGCUGUGCACAGAGGAAUGUUGCAAAGCAGCUCUCCUUGAAGCCUUUCUCUUUUCUAGAAUAAACAAUGCUGUGAAACUUCACGCAGUGGCUGAAUUGGCUUGGACUGGUGCAUGCAAACACAUGCACGUGUGUUUCUAUGGUUGUAUACACAGCAUCCCUCAUUCUAUUCUCUUCUCUGGCUAAACUGUGCUCAGUAUCAGCUUUUUGCUGCCUUGACACUUUUUCUCUGGUUAGAUGUUAAGACUCAUAUAUUUCUGCUAGCAGCACACUGUGAGGUGAGUCUACAGACAGGGGAUAUCCUGGCUGAUGCAGAAAUGUUCUGGCCAGGCCAUGUUUCCCUGGAACUAACUUCUAUCCUGUAACAAGGCAAGGUGGGCACAGGGAUGCUAAGGGCAACUUGGAGGGAGAGCUGGAUUUUUGGGAGUCCCAGUGUAAUUGUAUUGUAUAUGGGCAGAAAGACUGUUGUAAAUGUUAUGUACUAUUGUUCUCUCCUCUGGGAAUUUCCUGGUCAUCUUUCAUUGCUUCUGUUUGCUUUCUCUUCACAGCCAUUGGAAACAAUCUAAUUCCCUCUUGAUGUACUCAGUCUUAAUUCUGUGAGCAUUUUUCAUGUGAAUAUUAUUGUAGGCCAAGCUUACAGGAUCCUACUCUUCCCAAAGUUUAAUGGUUUAAAUAUCUUCCUGAUUUAGCUCCUUCUAACCCAUCAGCUAUCACCCUACUAACCAUACAAGGUUUGUGCCAUGUACAGAAUGAUACAUGUCAAUGCUUAUUAAUUACUCUAUAAGCCUAUUAAUUAUAUAUAAUGGGGUUUGCUUACUAAGAUUUUGUUGGCAGUGCAUCCAGAUGUAUGCACAAGUGUGUGUAUAUGUAAAUACAUACACAAAAAAACAUGCCGUCCCAGCUUGUCUAAGUGAGAAUACAAGUGUAGUCAGUGCUUGAAGUGAUACUCAGAAGAGUUGUCUGUGGAGUUCUUGAAAGUCUGUAAUUCAGAACAGUAGUGGUUACUCUGGGUGUGCAUUGGCAGCUGUGCCCAUCCAUGGCAGAAGCUGUCCUGUCCAGCCUCCCCUCUGUUGCAGCUGUGCAUCCCCAUGCACCCCCCAAGGCAGACCAGACCCCCCUCCCCAGACUAGCCGUGGGAAGUGCUUUUCUGAGGGUUAUCUGACCUGUUUCAGUCAAGAUGGCUCCAAUUAAACUCUUUCCACUGUCAGUCUUGCUGAUCCAGCUCACUUGGUUAGAAAUACAAGAGUCUCUGUCAGGAAAUUCAAGGGACAGUCAGUCCUGGCAGAGGGGGAGCAAUGCACCAUUGGCAGUCACUGUUUUGGACUGAUAGCACCCACCAUGUCCCGCAUCCCACCUGGAUACAGGUGAAGAUGUAUAGCCAUGGCCUAAUUACUGCUAUGACUGCUUCUAUAUCAGCAUCUCCUUUUCAGAGACAAAGUAUGGUUCAGUAUAUAUAUACCACAGUAUAGUUCAGCAAUAAGCAUUUAUGCUUUCUAGGAGAAAACUUAACUGAAAAAUGUUUAGUCUCUCUCUGUCUCUAUCCACAUAUUUUUACUACACAUUACAUUUAACUCCUGAAAGUCUAAAAAUCAUUUUUAAUUAGAUCGUACCAUCUUGCAGGUUAUUAGUCCACAAAGUGACCUAGUGCCUUAGGCUAUUACAGGUAGUAUAGUUACAUUUCUGAACCACCAAGGUGUGCAAAGCAAUGAUUGCUCAAAGCAUAUUAACGUGUAUCUGUCUCAGACAUAACCAGUUCGUCUGGAGAGCCACUUGAGUCUGCCUAGCAGGGAGGAGGCAUCUCCCCACAUUUUGCAAAGCUGGGGCCCAUCUCUGCAGCUUCAUGACUUUGAAGGAGACAAAUGGUUCUGAUGCAACAGGAAGAGUUGCCCGAUUCCUAUACAGUACCACAGCUGGUGUAUAUAGCAAAGAUGUGUAAGAUACUGCUCAGAGGAAGAGCUGACCCCUGGCCCCCAUUAAUUUUCACUUCUUUAACAUCCAUUUGAUUUUUUUAAGUAAAUUUUAACAAUAGAGAGAAUUAAUAAAGCCUGACUUUUUCAGCAAACCACAAGUGACCCUCACAGACACUUUGUAAUUAAUCUCUACAUCUGUAAAAAAUAACCUUCUGACAACAGAUUUCAGAUUAUCUUGAGCAGCAGUUCCAGAUCCUGGAACAGCCUAAGCAGCGAGAGCUGAAGAAAGGACAUCUUAUGUGACAUGACAUUGUGACGCACCAUUGCAUGUCAGGCUCUUAAAAGUACAGAUUGUGUGUCCCUGUGCUUCACCUGACUCUGCAUGUGAUGCUGGGACUCUUCUCUGAGGACUGAGUUUUUUGAAAGAGACAAUAAAUCUUUUGGCUUAGAUUUCUAAGCCAGAUUCUAUUAGAAAUCAGUAUGCAAAUCUUUAAGGGACAGGCUGAUUUUGCUUGUGUAGUGCAACGCUCUCUCUAAUAACUUGUACCCAGCUCUGGUAUAUCCGAGUACAUCUGGAUCUUGGUCAAGUAUGGCAAUUGCUGUAUCCCUCUGAUACGAAUUAUGCCAGGGCUUGGAUCAGCCCCUAGAACGAGUGCCACAAGGAUUUCUUAUGCCACUGGUCCACAGAGUUUAUGCCAGCAUAUGCAUGUGCUGAUGCUAAAAAAAGGCAGGCAGUAACUUUCUCUUGACCUCAGCUGCUCAUUUGUCCUUUCGCACCUCCCUUAUCCAGGUCACCACAGGGCAAAGCAAAUGUUUGUGCGUCAGAAUAAGUGGC
Molecule: messenger RNA, 7408 nt
Organism: Cuculus canorus (common cuckoo)
Lineage: Eukaryota; Metazoa; Chordata; Aves; Cuculiformes; Cuculidae
Gene: RPS6KA2
Product: ribosomal protein S6 kinase A2
Exons: 21
Coding region: 478-2679 (733 amino acids)
Biological process (GO): protein phosphorylation; intracellular signal transduction
Molecular function (GO): magnesium ion binding; ribosomal protein S6 kinase activity; ATP binding
Source: RefSeq, a predicted model, not a curated record